AUGAAAUUCGCCGCUGUCUUGGCUGUUCUGGCCUUCGCCAGUCCCCUGAAUGCCUAUUUAGUCCCACGCACCGGAAACGGUGCUCUCGCCGCUGAGCUCCAGGACUUCGUCAACAUUAUUCCUCUUGACGAUAUAGUCGCGCUCCUUCACGAAUACAUGAACCAAGACUCAGAAAUGCAAGCAUGGUUAAACUAUUUGCAAACAAACGAAUUCAGGAACCUCGUAUCUGGUCUUGAAAGCAUCCCUGAAUUCCGGGACCUCCUCAACUACCAGCAAAAUGCCGGUCUCGAUGCGUACUACCUGGCGAACAAAGUCAAUGAUUUCCUGCAUCUGGCAAAACUCGUCCCACCAAACCGCGCUAGGAGAGCCGUCACCGGUGGAAUCCGCGGUUACCUCGAUCAAGUUGAAGCAAUGCUGCCUAUGGAACAGCUCCGAGCUUUGUUCAGGCAGAAGCUGGCCAACUCCAAAGUGUUCGCCGACUUCAUACAUUUCUUGGGAUCCCCCACCUCUCAAAGACUCGUCGACGCUGUGUGCGCCAAUCCUGUCUUUAAUAACUUCUUAGUGAAGCUUCAGAGCUACGGUGUCAACCUCAACAAGGGCAGAGAUUUCAUGGAAAACCAAUUGGGUCUCCAUAUGAAGGUCCCAGUGGUACUGUUCACGGCGAUAUUUGCGUUCGCAACUGUGAACUCUCAUUAUCUCCCAGAUUUCGGCAAGGGACCGCUCCAUGAAGAUAUACAAUACUUCCUGGACUUGAUCCCGAUGGACAAGGUUGCUUCUGUCGUCCUAGAAUAUGCCGCUGAAGAUUCCGAAUUCCAAGAGCUACUUCAAUACUUCAGCUCAUCAGAGUUCAAGACAAUGAUCUCGGAGAUCGAGACUCUUUACGAGUUCCAUAAGUUCGCAGACUAUCUAGAAAAAAACGGUGUCUACAUUUACGCCGAGCUGAAUAAAUUAAACAAAAUAAUUGGCAUUCCACCGUUCCAGCAGUUUAGCAAAAAACAAAUCACUGGUGGAGUGAAAGGUUUGUUCGAAGACGUGAAGCAACUCAUCUCUUAUGACGCAAUCAUUCGUGGUUACGUGUACAAGAUGAGAACAUCGGACGCUUGGCGUGAUUUCGUAGCCCAACUGAAGUCAGAGGAUAACCAAAAAUUUGUGGACGCUCUCUACGAAAACAGAAAUUACCUCAGAUUCCGUGCAAUGCUGGUGAAGAAAGGAAUUGAUAUAAUUUUAAUCGAAGAUAUCAUCUACACCGUUCUUGGUAUUGAAUUCCCAAUCUUCGAAAUGCCUAAGUCGGAAACCGUCGCCUCUGACGAACUAUCUAGGGACAUUCAUGACUUCCUGAACCUGGUCGACGAGAACAAAAUAAUGAACAUCGUUAUGUCCUACCUGGAAGACGACGAAGUGCAGAGGGCAAUCGAAUACAUGUACAGCGAAGCAUUUCACGAUUUGGUCCGCAAGGUCGAAGCUAUGCCAGAAUAUCAGAAUUUGGUGAGGUACAUGGAAGACUCUGGCUUGGACAUGAAAAAGGUGAUCAGCAAAAUCCACAAAUUGUUCGGUAUGGAAGACUACGUACCACCCAUGGAAUUCUCAUCGAUGAAUACAUUAUCAAACCUUGGUGGAUUGAAAGCUCUGUUCAACGCUGUAGAGGCUGCCCUCCCUUUGGACAAAUUCACGGCCAUGUACAAUGAAAAGAUGCACACCUCCCCUGCUUUCCAGAACUUCAUGCAAAGACUGCACUCCAAUGAAUUCCAAAGAAUCGUCAACACGGUUUACCAAUCACCAAUCUUCCUGGAAAUGAGACAGAAGGUCAUCAACGACGGAGUGGACCUUGUACCAAUCAGGGAUUUCAUCGAAAAGGUGCUUGGCAUUCAUCUUCCCAGAGUCGACUCCCGUGCCAUGCUACGAGCAGAAAUCUUUGCCUCUGACGAACUAUCCAGAGACAUUCACGACUUCCUGAACCUGGUCGACGAGAACAAAAUAAUGAACAUCGUUAUGUCCUACCUGGAAGACGACGAAGUGCAGAGAGCAAUCGAAUACAUGUACAGCGAAGCAUUCCACGAUUUGGUCCGCAAGGUCGAAGCUAUGCCAGAAUAUCAAAAUUUGGUGAGGUACAUGGAAGACUCUGGCUUGGACAUGAAAAAGGUGAUCAGCAAAAUCCACAAGUUGUUCGGUAUGGAAGACUACGUACCACCCAUGGAAUUCUCAUCGAUGAAUACAUUAUCAAACCUUGGUGGAUUGAAAGCUCUGUUCAACGCUGUAGAGGCUGCCCUCCCUUUGGACAAAUUCACGGCCAUGUACAAUGAAAAGAUGCACACCUCCCCUGCUUUCCAGAACUUCAUGCAAAGACUGCACUCCGACGAAUUCCAGAGAAUCGUCAACACAGUUUACCAAUCACCAAUCUUCCUGGAAAUGAGACAGAAGGUCAUCAACGACGGAGUGGACCUUGUCCCUAUCAGGGAUUUCAUCGAAAAAGUGCUUGGCAUUCAUCUUCCCAGAGUCAACUUCUUGAUAUUUCAACUUCUAAAAGGAACCUAUCACUGUUGGCUGGUACUGUACAAUAGCAAUGUUUACAUUGAUUGUCACGUCCGAUUUGCAAAGUUUUACAACCGUAAUGAGUUCGUGAUUCAUAAGCGUCGACAUAGAGGACGCCACAUAAAUGUUUAUAACAGCAGUCUGAUAGUUAGACGGAAUGAAAAAUUGAUGGGCGUUAUAAUUCUCCCGGCAUUAAUGAGAAAAAAACCAGGUCCUACAAUGAAAUUCGCUCUCACAGUAUUGUCUAUCCUGGCCACAGCCAGCCAUCUCAACGCUUACAUGUUGCCAAGCGUUGGCACAGGUGCCCUGGCCAAGGAAUUGCAGGAUUUCGUGAACUUGGUGCCCAUCGACAAAGUACUGGAGCUCACGCAAGUAUAUCAAGCCAGAGACAAGGAAUUCCAAUGGAUUAUGACUUUCUUGCAAUCCGAUGAUAUGAAGGGCUUCGUCGAAGACGUGGAAGAUUUACCCGAAUACGAAACCCUCAUGAAGUAUUUGCUAAACCAAGGUCUUGACGGUUACACUUUAAUGAAGGACGUAAAAGAAUCCAUGGCAGCGAAUAUCGAAAAAACUAAUGUGAAUUCUAAUCUCAGAAUUACCGGAGGAAUCGCAGGUUAUGUAAAAGACGUUUCAGAAGUCAUAUCUGUGUACAAUAUGUCGAAUCUGUUCGAAUACAAGGUCGCAACUUCUGAGGUUUUCAAAAAUUUCUUGCACGAAAUUCUAUCUCUUCAAUACGAGAACCUUUACACAAGUACCUUCACGAAUCCUCAUUUCCAAAGAAUACUAGUACAGCUUAACUACCUCUAUGUCGACAGCAAUACGUUCCAUACGAAUUUCUUCACGUUUCUCAUAGCUAAAGCGUUGAUAUAUAAAUAUCUUUACAUGAACCCUCAAAUUAUGAUUGUUACCAUGGUAGCCGCAGCUUCGGUUGCUUUUUUCGGAUUCCUUGCCUAUCGGAUCAGAGUUCGAUCGAACGAUCCAGAUUUAUUAAGCGUACUCCCAUUGGAAGACAACAGCUCCCUCGACGAAGAUCUCAAAGACAUUUUGGCGUUCGUCCCUAUAAAAGAAGUACAACGAAUCAUUGAAAGAUACAUGGAAUACGACCCCCAGAUCGGAGAUACCGUGAGCUUCGUGAACGACCAGAAGAGAUUCAUAUUGCGCGAGUUCCAGAACAUGCCUGAAGCAAACAAAUUGAUCAAUUUUCUGCGACAGAAUGGUUUGGACGUGGAUUCCUGGCAAGAGAAGAUACGAUGCUUUUGGAAGAUGUCUCCCAAGUUCAUCAAAUACGAUCCGAGUAUGGCAGCCGGAGGCCUGACCGUGAUGAUCAAUAAAAUCCUGGAGACCAUGCCACUGGACGAGCUGCACGAACUGUUGCGACAAAAGGUGAAAUACUCGGCAAGCUUCCGCAGAUUUCUGUAUACGUUGAGGUCCAAAGACUACCUAGAACUUUGCAACGCGAUUGAGACUAACGAUGUGCUACAUCAUCACUAUUUCUGGGCGAAAGAGGGUGGACUAGAGAUCACGUUCGCGAUCGAACUAUUCAAUGAGCUGCACGCCUACCUAACGCAGGCAUUAGUCACCUAA
This is a messenger RNA of Bombus huntii, 4110 nucleotides long. RefSeq lists its product as uncharacterized. The record is from RefSeq and is a predicted model, not a curated record. Lineage: Eukaryota; Metazoa; Arthropoda; Insecta; Hymenoptera; Apidae. Bases 1 to 4110 code for a protein of 1369 amino acids. The transcript is spliced from 6 exons.